UUAACCAAUAUUGUUGUGGAAAAAAUGAGGGGUAGUGGUGAACAAAAGGUCAAAGAUAUCAUGAAAGAUCUGAGGAGGCAGUAUUCUGUUGGGGUAUCAUUUCAUACAGCUUGGAGUGCAAAUAAGAGGGCUACUGAAAUAUUAGAUGGUGAUGCAAAGAAACAAUACACUCUACUAUGGAGGUAUGCAGCUGAGUUAAAGAGGGUGUGUAAUGGGAAUAAUCUCAAGCUUAAUGUUGAAAGAACUUUGUUAACCAAUCAACCAAGAUUCAGCAAGUUUUACUUUUGUUUUGAUGGUUGCAAGCAAGGUUUUUUGGCUGGCUGUAGGCCAUUUAUUGGAGUGGAUGGGUGUCACUUGAAAACUAAGUUUGGAGGUAUAUUAUUAGUUGCUGUUGGAAGAGAUGCAAAUGACCAAUAUUUCCCAUUAGCAUUUGGAGUUGUUGAGAAUGAAACCAAAGAGACAUGGAGGUGGUUUUUAACUUUACUGCUUGAAGAUAUUGGAAACAAGAGAUGGGUGUUUAUUUCAGAUCAACAAAAGGGAUUGAUGAGUGUGUUUGAUGAAUGGUCUGAUAGAAUUGAACAUAGAUACUGUCUUAGGCAUCUAUAUGCCAAUUUCAAGAAAAAAUUUGGAGGAGGAACUUUGAUAAGGGAUUUGAUGAUGGGUGCAGCAAAGGCUACAUAUAGACAAGCUUGGGCUGUUAAGAUGGAAGAGCUGAAAAAGGUGGAUGUGAAAGCAUGGGAGUGGGUAAUGGGACAUGAUCCUAAAUUAUGGUGUAAGCAUGCAUUUUCAUAUUAUCCUAAGUGUGAUGUAUUAAUGAAUAACAUUUCAGAGGCAUUUAAUGCUACUAUUUUAUUAGCUAGAGAUAAGCCAAUCCUCACAAUGGCAGAGUGGAUUAGAACAUACCUCAUGAAUAGGAUGUCAAAACUUAGGAAUAAGUUAAGUAACUGGCAAGGUGAUAUCAUGCCUAUGCCAAGGAAAAGAUUGAACACUGAGAUUCAGAAAUCUGGAAACUGGAUAGCAACAUGGGGAAUAGGUGAUGAGUUUGAGGUUGAAAUGGUGGGUGGUGGACAUAGGUUUACUGUAAACACUGCAAAUAGGACAUGUAGUUGUAAUUUUUGGGAGUUGGUAGGUAUACCUUGUAGGAGGUGCUUCCACCAACUUAUAAAAAAGGGCCUGGGAGACCAAAGAAGCUUAGGAGGAGGGAGCCUGGUGAGGCUAAUCAAACACAAGGCAAGUAUAGCAGAGCAAACACAAGCUACAGAUGUACAACUUGUAACAAAUUUGGGCACAAUGCAAGAGGAUGCAAGAGUCAGACAGUUGACCCUGAAGCACAAAAAAGGAAGAGGAAAGCACCAAAAAAAACAAGGCAAGAGCAGAAUGAAGGGCAAUCAGAGCAAAGUUAUGGGCAAACAGAGGGGAGAAGCCAGGUUCAAAGUGAAGUUGUAAGGCAAGGUGAAG
Messenger RNA from Medicago truncatula (barrel medic), 1458 nucleotides. RefSeq lists its product as uncharacterized. Bases 25 to 1446 code for a protein of 473 amino acids. Lineage: Eukaryota; Viridiplantae; Streptophyta; Magnoliopsida; Fabales; Fabaceae. The transcript is spliced from 4 exons. The record is from RefSeq and is a predicted model, not a curated record.